CCUCAGCCUUCAGUAACUCACAGCUCCUCGCUUUUCUCCAAAUAAGGCCACGAGUUGAUCGACUGGCGAUUUGGAUUAUUGUGGUUCUCGGAUGCCGCUGCUCCUUCAUACCCAGCCUACAAGCAACAUCUACCUCUGCGGCCUGCUUGUCGCAAUAUUCGGAUAAUUGAAUGGUUGGACUCCAUAAUGUCAGCUACCACAAGCAAAGCUUCUGAGAUUUAAAGUGACCAAAGUGAAACAUUAUCCGAGGUGAUCUUUGCGUUUCCAGGACGCCUGCAUAGGAAGGUUUUCCACAUCUUCUGCCUCACGUACGAGUCAGUACAAGCAUGUCAGCGCCAGGUUAUCCAUCUCCCCAGCAGCCUCCGUACCCCAUGCCUCAGCCCAGUCCUUACGGCGGGGCCCCAUACUCCGGGCCCCCAGGGGGUUAUGGGGACCCAGGUCAGGCACCCCCUGUGGGAUUCCAAAUGGGCUAUCAGCCACAGCCAGGCCAGCCAGUCAUGUACCAGCCGGGACCGGCCAAUCCCAUGCCUUACCAGUCGCCGAUGGCCAACCCUGAAUUUGGGGCUGGUAACAUGGGACAGGGUCCUAUGGCAACCGGAAGUCCAGCUGUUCCCAUGUCCGUCGCCGUCGGGGUCCCUCCGGGCUUGGAGUAUCUAACACAGAUUGAUCAGAUCUUGGUACACCAGAAAGUGGAGCUAUUGGAAGCUUUUAUCGGCUUCGAGACCAACAACAAGUACGAGAUAAAGAACAGCAUGGGGCAGAAGAUCUACAACGCCAAGGAGAAGAACGACUGCUGCACGCGCAACUGCUGUGGUUCGCUGCGGAGCUUCGACAUGAAGAUCAAGGACAACACGGAUCGCGAGGUCAUUCGCCUGGUGCGCCCCUUCCGAUGCGCUUCCUGCUGGUGCCCCUGCUGCCUGCAGGAGUUAGAAGUACAGGCUCCGCCUGGAACCACCAUUGGCUAUGUGGUCCAGGACUGGCACCCCUGCUUGCCAAAAUUCUCAAUCCUAGGGCCGUCGCGGGAAACCAUUCUCAAGCUGGAUGGCCCGUGCUGUGCCUGUAACUGCUGCGGCGAUAUCAACUUUGAGUUAAAGGGUAAGGAUGGUGAUGCACCAAUUGGGAGGAUCAGCAAGCAGUGGAGCGGCUUGCUGAAGGAAGCCUUCACCGAUGCGGACAACUUCGGAAUCCAGUUCCCCCUAGACAUGGACGUGAAGGUCAAAGCCGUGCUGCUGGGUGCCUGCUUCCUCAUUGACUUCAUGUUCUUCGAGAAGGUCAAUGAUGAGAAGCAGCGCAAUACAGUCUUCUCCUGAGAAGGAGAGAGAGCGGAUUGACAUGGAAGGAAGUCCGUUCUGUUAUGGCACCCUAUCCCUCGGCCUUCCUGUGGGGGUGGGGGAGGGGGGUGUCAUCCUCUGGGUCCUUUGGAGCUUGUUUCUGCAAGGAUGGUUUGUAAAUUUUGUGGAAGCUUAUUGCCAUUCAUUAAUCUUAGUGUCUGUGUGACAAUUAAUAAAACGUUAAAUUUUUGUGAAUCAGCGUUGUUCUAGUUCGAUGUCACUCUUCAUUUUCAUUAGAUAAAUGUAUUAUGCCCUAAUUGUUAACAUCAGAUAUAUAGACAUGCUAAGAUAAAUGUUUACUCUAACAUUAUCCUUAUUACUAAGUAGUUAAAGAUAACAGAAUUUCCAGUUUUGUCAUUUAUAGUCUUAGUUGCAUAAAAUUAAUAAAUUCCAUAUAAAAAUCAGUUUUUUUGGGGUGACCCGAAAUACAGACAACAUGCGUACAUGUAGAAUAGAAGUUAUUUUUUUCAGUACAAUAUUCAGUAACUGCAGUAAAUUAAUGUGCCUUCAUUUAUUUUUUUGUAUUUUUUUAUAUGGUAAAUCGGGAAAUAACCUAGUCAGUCUCUGAAUGAUGUCACAGAGCGUGAACUCCUAUGAAAAUCGCUGACUCCAGCUAUGUUGCGUUAUUAAACCAACUCCCUUAUUCCUCAAUUAUAACUGAGCCUUUUCUUAAAAAAAAUGUGAUUUGCAGUGAGCAGUUAAAACCAAGUUUUGUUUUGUUUUUUUUACAGCACCAAAGAAACUCUGUAAACUGGAAAGGCUCGGAACAAUAUUGUUGAGCUUUAGUCCGAGUUGUAUUUAAUUUUCCUUAGAUGAUAAUUUUCAGUAAUUUUUCAAGGAAUAGUUUCUUUCCUUACAGGGCCAGUGCAACCCCAGUUAGGAAAUGACAGGGGCAAAGUACGAUUGCUCAGGAAAACAAGGAUUGGGGUCAGGUGAGCAAAUUAUGUUGCUGUGCAGGUGACAGAAAUGCAUGACAAAAUGUGCGUGUUCAGCAGUUAGCAGUGACGGCUGCUGGUGAUCUUUGGUGUUGGGUGGAGGCAUCUUUACACCAGCUUCGUUGUGAAAUGGAUGAUGUGAUGAUUAAUGGAAACGCAUGUGAUUCAUUCUGCUUGUGUGCCAAAGUCCUGCUCAGACUCCAAAGACGUCUCAUUAGGCCUUGGUAUCCGAGUCUUUAAAUGCCAGAGGUGUGUUACUUCCAGCUAAACGUGGACCAACCUUGCUUAAAAUCUACUUGGGCCUGAAUGCUUUUAGACCCUACACCUACUGUGUCGUUCCUUUGUUUACUGUAUUGUAUACUCAAUUUUUUAAUACACAUAAAACCACUGAAGAGAAACAAUGUGUGUGGAACCCAGUCAAUAAACACUUCAGAAAGCAA
Brienomyrus brachyistius is the source of this 2706-nucleotide messenger RNA. RefSeq names its product phospholipid scramblase 3b (gene plscr3b). Gene Ontology annotation, molecular function: phospholipid scramblase activity. The record is from RefSeq and is a predicted model, not a curated record. Lineage: Eukaryota; Metazoa; Chordata; Actinopteri; Osteoglossiformes; Mormyridae. Gene Ontology annotation, biological process: plasma membrane phospholipid scrambling. The transcript has 9 exons. Gene Ontology annotation, cellular component: plasma membrane. The coding region runs from base 327 to 1310 and encodes 327 amino acids.